CUGCCUCUCUCUUUACAGUUACGAGCUGAAGAUCGUUAGCACCACCGUUACCUUCCUUCUUUCGUCACCGAAACUGUUCUUAUCAAAGCUUUUGUUUAAGAAGGAAUCCGUUUUAUUAUUUUUUUUUUAAAAACACCCAGCUUCCCGCAAAUUAAUUUCCUUGCUUAAAAUACAUAAAGAAAGAGAAAAAGGAAAGAAAACAAGGUCCAUAUUAAGAGGAACACCCCAUUCGUUAAACAACGUCUGUUCACUCUACGGAUUAUACAGCACCUGUUAAAAAAAUUAAGCAAUUUCCAGCAAGUAUUUCAGGUAAGAAAGAUGACAGUUUAUUCGCUGUUUCUCUUUUAUAAUACCACAAUCAGAAGUUAUCAACUAUACAAGUAAUUCUGGUUUACCUCUCCAGCCAAAUCUCCUGGGUUACAAUCAAGGGCUGAGUACUAGACUUUAUUUCAUGGAUCCUCCUAGGUGGAGUGUUGGUAAAAUCUAGGUAUGCCCAUGGAUCGUCAGCAUGAAACUUGGCAGAUGGGAACCGAAGUUGUGGCCAGCUACAAGUUUCCAGGUGGCUCUUUGGAAGAUCUUCCAUUCAACAAAGGAGAUAUUCUUACCAUUAUCAAGGCAACAAGAGACCCUAAUUGGUACCAAGCUAAAAAUUCAUAUGGCAGAGAAGGAAUGAUCCCAGCAAAUUAUGUUCAAAAGAGACAAGAAGUCUCCUUACAGACUAUGCCAUGGUAUCAUGGAAAAGUUAGCCGAGAAGAAGCAGAAUCUCUUCUGGCUGGACACAUGAUAGGGUCAUUCCUUGUACGAGAGAAUGGCCAUUACCCUGGGGAUUACACCUUGUCGCUAGUCAUCCCUGGGGAUGUAGUGGAGCACUAUCGUGUGCUACAGACUAACAAUAAGGUUGAAGUCGAUGGUGGUGAUCUUCAGUUCGAUACUCUACUGGAGUUAGUUGAGCACUAUGAGAAAGAUGCUGAUGGCUUGUGUACAAGACUUUCUAAACCACUUUGGAAAACCGGUAAUAAUUUCACAACAGUUGAUUUUAAGGAUUUUGAAAGAGGUGGCUGGGUAAUUAAUGCUGAAUACCUUGAAAUUAAAGAACCUAUUGGUAAAGGAGAAUUUGGUGAUGUAUAUAAAGGCUGCUACAACCAACAGCUGGUUGCUGUGAAACAACUAAAAGACAGGAACAGAGCAGCGCAGACUUUUCUUAAAGAAGCAUCCGUGAUGACGUCAAUGAGACAUCCAAAUCUUGUGCAGCUUAUUGGUGUAGUGCUUGGAGAAAACAUUUUUCUUGUCACUGAAUUUAUGGGAAAGGGAAACCUUGUCGAAUACCUUCGAUCACGAGGGAGAAGUGUUAUCACUAAGAGGGACCAAAUAAACUUUGCAACAGAUACAUGUGCAGGAAUGGCAUAUUUGGAAGCCAAGAAUUUAGUUCAUCGGGAUCUUGCUGCACGAAAUGUUCUAGUUCAUGAAGAUGGUACUGCUAAAGUUUCGGAUUUUGGAUUAGCCAAAUUUGAGUCAUUUAGCCAGGAAGGGGGCCGUUUCCCUAUCAAAUGGACUGCACCUGAAGCUAUUCGAAAAAAUGUUUUCACCAGUAAAUCAGAUGUCUGGAGUUUUGGUAUAUUAUUGUGGGAAAUAUAUUCGUUUGGCAGAGUGCCUUAUCCACGUAUUCCUCUUGCUGAAGUUGUACGACAUGUCGAAAGGGGCUACAGAAUGGAGACCCCAGACGGCUGCCCUCCUGAAAUAUACCAAAUCAUGCGACACACCUGGGAUAUUGAUCCAAAUCAUCGGCCGUUGUUUCAGGAUAUCUUGAAAAUGUUGCAUAAUUUACAUGCCACCACUGUGUGAAUGGAGAACUAAAUUAAAGGAAAAAAAUUACAAAAAAAAAAGAAGAAAAUCAAGCAAUUAAAACAAAAUCAAACAAAAAAAGAGAAGAAAAAUACAGACAUUUGUUUUCUUCCUUCACCCCACUCCCACCUCCACUCAUUCAUUGGUCUUCAUAUUAUUUUCUUGUCUUUUCUUAUAAUUUUUUUUUUUUGUUUUGUUUUAAAGAAAUUUUUUUUCAAAACCAUCAAAUGCUGCUGCUGCAACUGAAAUUGUCGACACUACCCUCAAUACUGCUGUAGCUAACCAAAAUAUUCUUUCAUCUCUCAAUGUGGAAUCUAAAUCAUCUUUUUUUUUUCUCUUCUUGUUUGCCAGACGUUAUGACUAACCAUUCAACUAAUACAUAAUUCAUGCAGUUGUUUAUGUCACUCUGUGCACAUCUGUAUCCUUAUAUGUGCAUGUAUAAUUGUGAGAAUGUGUGUUUUUAUGUGUGCUGACGGAUAUGUAACUAUUGCGUAUAUAUUGAGUAUAUAUUCUUCUUUACACACUCUUGUACACACAAACACACAUCUGUAUAACUGCAAGUAAUCUGUAUGUUUAUACUCUAUAUGCAUACAAUAUGUCCUUUAUAUGUACUUGUGUGUAUAUGAUGUUCAUCUCUGUGUUUGCAUUUGACUUUCUGUGAAAUAGUGUUUGUUUUUAAAAUUUGAAACAUUUCUCCCUCUUGUUAUCUCCCCUUCCACCUCUUAUUUCUGUCAUUUGAUAUUCUAGUGUAUCUAACUACAUUUGCCCCUCUAUUACAGUACCCUUUUAAAAUCUCCCUUUUAUCACUUGCUAAGUUUAACAGUAUCCCAUUGCCUAAACUCUGAUUGGACUUUUAUCAUUUUUCUCCACUUCAGCCCACCUAAAAAUCCCUGUUUCAGCGUUAUUGAUGAAAUAAACGACCAGUUAAGUACAAGGAUCUGUUUAAUUGGCUUAUCUAUUUAAUUGGCUAAUCUCUCCUCUCAAAAUCUCAGGCAUUGCUCCUAUAUUAGAAACAUUUAUCUGACUACGUUACACUCUUCCCCUUAGCAUGUCCUAAUCCUAUUUCUAUUUAUCCCUAUUUGCCCUCCACCCCCAAUGUUUCUAAUAGAAUGUCCCAAUCAUAAUCCCUUCCUACAGAUGUUUCUUUUGUAAGCUCCUUACCUAGUAUUCCAACACUGUUUCUGUUAAUAUACUCUUUGAUUCUAUACAUGUCAUCAUAGCCCCUUCCACCACGCCAUUAUCUAUCUACCAUUACCCCCACCUCCACUCCACCAAAAUUGCUUUAGUUUCUUUAAUUUUCAUUAUUAUAUUUUUAAUAAAAAAUAGCCUUUUUUUCGUUAAACAAAAAACAAAGAAAUCAAGUUCCAAAUGAAAAAGAAAAAAAAAAGACAUUCAUUGACCAUGUU
Molecule: messenger RNA, 3248 nt
Organism: Octopus bimaculoides (California two-spot octopus)
Lineage: Eukaryota; Metazoa; Mollusca; Cephalopoda; Octopoda; Octopodidae
Product: tyrosine-protein kinase CSK
Biological process (GO): protein phosphorylation
Molecular function (GO): protein binding; protein tyrosine kinase activity; ATP binding
Source: RefSeq, a predicted model, not a curated record